AUGGAUGUCAACAAUAUGCCACACUUUUCACCACAUGAGAAAGUAAUUUUAAGAACUUCUGAGAAUAAAGAUAUUUUUGAAGAAAAAUUCUCUACUUUUGAAACUAAUAAACAUGAAAGCUCCGAAACAACAUUAAAUCUGAAUAAGAAUAAAGAUAGACAUUUCUUUGAAACAAAAAUUCUUUAUAAUGGUAUCAAACUUCCAAUCAGAGUGCCACUUACUGUCAAUCCAGAAGAAGUUGGAGACUUCUCAUUAAUAAAAUUAAUAACAACUUUUACACCAUCAUCACCAACCACAUUCACUCAUCCAUUCCAUCCACACUUAGACUCAAGUGGUAAUCAAACUCAUCCGAUAAUUUUACUUUUGAAUGCACUAUUGACACAGAAAAGAAUCAUUUUUUUGGGUCAAGGUCAUCCAUCUGGCGAAGUGGCUAAUUAUGUAUUGUCUGCUUGUGCUAUGGGAAGUGGUAGUGGUGGCGUACUAAGGGGGUUCACUGAACGUGCAUUUCCCUAUACCAACUUGACAAAUGUUGAUGAUUUAUUAAAGGUACCCGGAUUUAUAGCAGGGGUGACUAAUAGAAUUUUUGAAGAUCAUAGUUCAUGGUGGGAUGUGCUUUGUAAUAUUGAUACUGGCAAGAUAACUGUUAUUAAUGACAUUUAUCAAUAA
This is a messenger RNA of Entrophospora sp. SA101, 666 nucleotides long. The record is from the annotation of a GenBank genome assembly. Lineage: Eukaryota; Fungi; Glomeromycota; Glomeromycetes; Entrophosporales; Entrophosporaceae.